UUGAGCUAGCUGGUUUGGGUGCUGGGAGUGGCGUGGGGAAGGAUGAGAGGAGCUCCUGGCAGUGGUGCGAGCACACGGAGGAUGCAGCAGCACAGGGCCCCGAGGCCCACGGCCGUGCGGAGGCUGCUUGCGGUGCUGAGGUUCGGUGUCGGAGCUGGGAGUGGCAUGCCCGAUCUGAAGUGCUGUCCUCCCGCCGCUUCUUGAACUCACAGAAGCCUGCCCAGCAAUUUUCCAGCGAAAUGCAGAUUCCUUUAGAUACUGCCCAUGUGUUGGUGGACAAGCAGGAGAUGAAAUAACAGAGCUGUAGGAGUGCUCCUUUUGGCUCGUACUUCAGUGUUUUUCUGUCCUUUCCCUUCUGCACUCCCAGGCUGCUGCUGAGGACAGACUAUUUACAGCCACCUCCGCAGGUCUUCCCAGGUGCUCUGUGAAAACAUCUUGUUCCUUCAAGCUGUUUCACAGUUCUUAGUAUCAUGUUUGGAUGCUCCGAAUAAUUUCUCAAUACAUACCUGACCUUUACCAGACACAGCAUCACAACUAUGCUGCGUUUGUCAGACCAGGUACAGGACAGUGUUGUCUCCAAACCCAAGGGCAGGCUCUGCAGCACCACCAGUUCCCACAUGGAGUUUCUACAGUUCUGCUUGCCAUGACCUUCUGGGCCACCAGGGAAAUGCAACAGGGUCCUGCCAGCCUCAUGCAAUGAUCAAUCACUUGCCAGGACUCGCACCAGCCUUCCCGCAACACUGAUUUGCUGCUUGGGACCCUGACCACUUCUGAUUCCUCACUGUGCUGCUUUCAGGGUGGGAUUAAUGUCCAGUUUGGGACACUGAGCAGAGCCAAGCCUGUCACCAUCCUCUGUGCCCUUGGCAGACUGGGGGAACCAAGCUGGACUUCUCUCUUUAAAGAGGCUCCACGUGAACAAGGGACAGGCUUGGAGCUGUCCAUAUUCAUUCUGGUGGGAAGAGCCACCUCCUUCACCCUUUCCACCUGGGAACCAUGUCACUGCUGGGGAUGGCAUCACAUGGAUGCAGGGCAAGGGCCGGCAGCCUGGCAGCAAGGCACUAGCUGAGCCUGAGUACCGUCACAGGGUACAGAGCUGUGUGGGGGUGGUACCAGCAUCCCCACCACAGCUGCACUCCAGGGAUGUAGGUCCUGGGCACAGGAGGGGUCCUGGCAGCAAUGGGCCGGCUAGAUGACCAUGCCAAGAGGAGGAUCGUGGAGCUGCGCAGGGCUGGGCUGAGCUUCCGCAAGAUCAAGAAGGUGCUGGAGCUGGAUGACAUCCGGGUAACGCCGCAGGCCGUGUACCUUUUCCUCAAGAGGAAGAACAUGGAGCCAGGGUCAGCGACAGCUGGCUGGGCUGGGGACCAGCCCUGGCCCCUGCUGCAGGAGCAUGAGGCUGAGCCCCCCAGGCUGCUGGACACCCGGUACCCUGCACUGCCCACCGAGGAUCCUAUGGGCAGCCGGGCGCCCUGUUCUGCUGAUAGCCAGGACACCAAGGAGGGCAUCCAGACUGUUGGUGUGGCCUCGCUCUGCAAGGACGGUAGGCAGCUUGGGGACACUCUGCCUGUGGGGCUGGCCCUUGGGAAUGGUGAUGACAGCUCCACAGGCACAGCUCUGGCUCCAGAGACUGCUCAUGGGGGCCUGGCUGCUCUGCUCCAGCCACUGCCCAGCCAGGGCCAGCUGGUCACACCUGCCACCCAGACCUCAGCCCUGAUGGUGAAAAAUAAGACUGUGGACAGGGCUAUCCUCCUGCAGAAAAAGGUCAAAGAUGCCAGCACUCAGACUGCCUUGCCACACCCUGUGGGUCCAGGAAAUCACAGCCUUGCUUGGGGUGGACCAGUGCCCUGCACUGCUCCCAGCUGCCCCACCAUUGCCGAGAAGCUGGAUGCUGUACAAAUGGAGGUGCAGAAGCUGAGCCAGGCCCUGCACGCAGUGCUCGAGCGACAGUGCCACCUGGAACGCCAGCAGGAGCACCAGCAGCGGCUGCAGCAGGAGGUGCUGAUGACACUGCAGCAGCUCAGCUCCACUGUAAGCCACAGCGCUGUGCCAGCCACCCAACCCUGUGGCCCCUUCAGCAGCAUGGCUGAGCCCUCACCCACCAUGGCAAACUUCAGCCAGUUCAAGAUGGAGCUGAUCUGAGCUCCUGCAAGGCCUGCGUGUGCCAGCAGUGUUGUGCUAAUGGCAGGAUGGGGCUGGUAGGGAAAACCAUCUCUCAGAGGCUGCCCAAGGAUUACAUGCAGCACCCAGCAGAUAAAGUCCCUUGUGCCUCCUGUUCCCAGCCCUGAUGACUGGAAGAGGCUGCCUGGCACAAGAGGCUGGACAGUGGAAGGCUGAGGCCUUGCUCCUUCUGUGCUGCUCAUCCUGGCUGGCACUAGAGCUGGCUGGGGCCUAUGGACCUCAGCAGAAGGCAGUUGCCUGCAAGGAGAAGAUGCAGCUAAGAUGGGCACAGCAGGGAGGUGGGACUCCAAGAAUACAGGAGCCUUCCUUCUCAUGAGGGUCAAUGCCAUGAUGAUCAAUCUUGCCCUGCCCUCCACAGAACCUUGUUCAGUAAAAAAUCUGUCUACACCACAGUUCAGAACCAGUGUGGUAUCAGUAUCUGUGUUUUCCCUGCCCGUCACCCAGCCAGUGGGCAGGCUGGAUCUGUCUGGGUCACUAUCACCAUGUAUGGAACUGCACAGGGUGCAGAAAUCCAUGAGGUGAGACCAGUGCUCCACACCUGAUGUUGUUGGAGCCUGGUAUCAGCCACUGCUCCAUUAGGGAUAGAUUAGACUGUGCAGGAAAUAAUCUUUUAAUGGGCAGAUUCCACCUUUCUCAUUCCACAAACUCAGCAGACCUGGAAUCUGGUACUGCUGCUGCCCACUGUCUGGCAAGAUACGGGCAGCGCCAUACCAGUAAGAGUUGCAUGUGGUCAGGAACUGAUUAAUUGAGUGUUCAGUUCUCGUCUAAACCAUUUUCCUGGGCAGAACACCCUCCGGAUUGUGAUCCCCAGUUGCAAGGGUUGUCCCUCGAGCAGGCCGCUGGUGGUGCAGAGCUGCUCUAGCAGAGCAGAGCAUGAUGCUGAGAACCCCCUUGCCUGGACCAGAAGGGCACAGGGAAGGCUGAUGGGCCCUCACUGAGCAAUGGAGUCCAGAAGGACCAGAGACUGGCCUUGCAUGCCAGGAAGAAAGGUCUGAUGGGGGUGGCCUUGAUGCCUUAGGGCUGGGUUUUUUCUGUUUUGUCUGAUAGCACUGAGUGGUGCUAGGAUCUUCACGGUGUGAUGGGGGUAGGGCGGCCUUUUUCAAGGACAUUGUCUCUAAGCUCCAGGCCUGAGUAUAAACAACCUGGAAGAGAAGGGCAAGUCGAGAGGGGGCUGUUUGUUGAUUCGGGGUUAUUGAUUGGACGGUACCUUGCUAUAUGCAAAUGAAUGGAAACUUGUAAAAGGGGUAAGAUCUGGGGACAAGCCCCUUUUUUCGUCUUCAUCUUGGGAAUAUUCGGGUUGGGCCACCUCUGUGGGUAUGGAGACGCAAGGGCAUGGGCUUGAAUAAACACUCAUUUUGUUCCUUUCA
Prinia subflava (tawny-flanked prinia) is the source of this 3542-nucleotide messenger RNA. RefSeq lists its product as uncharacterized. NCBI's taxonomy places the organism in Eukaryota, Metazoa, Chordata, Aves, Passeriformes, Cisticolidae. The transcript has 5 exons. The record is from RefSeq and is a predicted model, not a curated record. The coding region runs from base 1177 to 2136 and encodes 319 amino acids.